Molecule: messenger RNA, 1823 nt
Organism: Emiliania huxleyi CCMP1516
Lineage: Eukaryota; Haptophyta; Isochrysidales; Noelaerhabdaceae
Exons: 5
Coding region: 111-1823 (570 amino acids)
Source: RefSeq, a predicted model, not a curated record
CGGUGGGUGCAGAGAAGACGCGCCGCCGUUGCACCAUCAUCGGUCCCACUGGAGCAGGCCGAUCUCCUAAGCUGCAGCACGCCACUGUUUAGCGCCACGAUUGCCGCAUAAUGCUCUGCCGCUUGCUGCUGCUCGCCUCGCUGGCACCACGCGGGAGAGCUCCAGCGGCUGCCGUCAGCGCUCUCGCCGUCCGGCUUGCUCACCGUAGCGCCAUCAACCCCACCGCACGCUCACUCGGCCGCUACUGCCGCCUACGAAUGUCCGAUAGCGAGCAGUAUGACGUCGUGGUCGUUGGCGGUGGCGCGGCGGGUGUCUUCGGCGCGAUCGCGGCCGCGCGUGCCGGCGCCAGCGUGCUCUGUCUGGAGGGCGGAAGCCAGCCGUUGCGCAAGGUGCGCAUCUCCGGAGGCGGCCGCUGCAACGUAAUGCACGACGCGCAGACGUGGCAGGCGUCUCGAGACGCAGUCGCGCAAAGGUACCCCCGCGGCGCCGACCAGCUGCUCGGGUCUCUCGCCUCGCGCUUCUCGCCGGAGGAGACGCAGGCGUGGUUCGAGGCGGAGGGUGUGCAGCUGAAGGUCGAGGCGGACGGCCGCGCCUUCCCCACCACCGACAACUCGGCGACCAUCAUCGACGCGUUGCUCGGCGCUGCCGAGCGGGCCGGCGUCGUUCUGCGGACGCGCGCAAAGGUGUCCGACCUGGCGCACGACAGCGGCGCAGCUCCGCCGCGCUUCGGGCUGAAGUACGCCAGCGCCAGCGGCGGCGAGACGGCGGCGGUGCGCUGCAGCGCGGUGCUGCUCUCGACGGGCAGCUCGGCGCACGGGCUGGCUGCAGGCCUGGGACACCGGAUCGUGCCGCUCAUCCCGUCCCUCUUCUCCUUCCGCUUCGUUGCUCUCCGCCUCGGCCUCUGCUCCGCAGGCGUCUCGGUACCCGACGUGGAGCUGUCCCUCGAGCUGAAAGCAGGAGGCGGGCCUUCGCCGUCGCUCUCUUCGCGUGGCCCUUUGCUGGUGACGCAUCGCGGAGUCAGCGGGCCCGCGGCACUCAAGCUCAGCGCGUUUGCUGCGGUGGAGCUGGCAGAGGCGGGGUACGCCGGCGCGCUCAAGCUCAACCUGCUUCCUGCGCUUAGUGGAGCGGGGGUGGUUGGUGCUCUGGAGGCAUUCACCGUCGACGGUCGGCGGAAGCUGGUGCGCAACGCCAAUCCAUUCGGGCUGCCUGGGAGGCUGUGGGAGGCGGUGGCGUGCGGCGGAGGCGACGAGGCGGAGGCGACGGGCGCCAAGCGGUGGGGAGAGCUGCGCCGUGCCGAGGUCGAGGCGCUGUCCUCGCGACUCACGGCGACACCGCUGCCCUUCUCUGGCAAGGACUCGAACAAGGACGAGUUCGUCACUUGCGGAGGCGUGGACUGGAGAGACGUCGACGCGACGCAGAUGCAGUCGAGGCUCGUCCCGGGGCUCGGUCCCGUACUCAUACACCGCAGGCUCUUUUUCGCGGGCGAAGUGCUCGACGUCGACGGCGUCACCGGCGGCCACAACUUUCAGUCCUGCUGGACGACGGGGCACGUGGCGGGGAGCGGCGCCGCCGAGCACGCCGCGGCGUGCAGCGUGGCGCCGGAGGCGGUGGCGCCGGAGGCAGGGGCGGCAGCAGACACAUUCCGUUUGCGAGGGGGCUGGCGCGCGGCCGCUUGCGCCGCCGCGUCAGGCGGCCAGCACGCCGCUCUAGCCGCAACCCUGACCCCGACCCUGGCCCUGACCCUGGGUUUGCCCCUGCCCCUGCCCCUGCCCCUGCCUCUGCCCCUGCCCCUGCCCCCGCCCCUGACUCUGACCCGACUGUAG